Molecule: messenger RNA, 903 nt
Organism: Eimeria maxima
Lineage: Eukaryota; Apicomplexa; Conoidasida; Eucoccidiorida; Eimeriidae
Exons: 1
Coding region: 1-903 (300 amino acids)
Source: RefSeq, a predicted model, not a curated record
AUGGCAAUGGAAGGAGCAGAGAUGAACGAGAUGCCACAGCCAUCUGCUUCUGGUGUAGAAGUAGAAGCGCAAACUUCUGGUGCUGGCGUUGAGGAGAGCGAGCAUGCUGCCCAGGCAGCUCCUGCAUCUGAGGGUUUCCUCGCUCCCAAGUCUGCAGGUGAUGAGCCCAUACCUGUUGAUGAUCUUAUGCAAGCUGCUGCAGCAGCAGUAGAAGCUGCAACAGGAGAGGAGGGUGCAGAAGCAGUAAAGGCAUUAUUAGAUCAGGUUCCUCAGGAGGAUCUUGAGAGAGCAGCAGAAGCAAUUGUGGCAGCAACAUCGACAGGAACAUCAGGAAAGACGGGAAGCAAGAAGUUAUUACUUGGUGGUCUUAUUGGUGGUCUUCUUUCCCUUGCUGCUGGUGCAUUUGGAGCUAAACACUACAUGGCAUUGAAGCAGGCUCAGGGAGAAGAAGGAGCAGUAAUCCCACCACCAGAAGUACCACUCACACCCGAACAAGCAGCAGAAGCAGCAGAAGCAGCAGCAGCAGCAGCAGCAGGUCUAAUGAAGGAUAUCUUGGGGGAAGGAGGAGAAAGAUCAUUGGAAGAUGUACUCGAAGAUGCAAAACGAGAGAUGAGGUCAUUGGGUCAGCCAGAGGGUAAGGGGGAUGAGCCAGAAGUUAAGCCAGCAGCAGAUAAACCAACCCAGGCAGCAGCACCAGCACCACCCCAAGCAGCAGCACAGGAGGUAAAGGCGGAACAACCACAACCUGAACAGCCAGCAGAGGAGGAAGAAGAGGAGUCAGAAGAGGAGCCAAGGGACGUAGCCGGUAUGGAGGACUUGCAGAAAUUGAUGCCUCCUCGCUCUCCCUCUGAUCCUUAUGAUGAGGUCGAUACCCCCGCACCUGCACCCCCGAAGACCGAAUAG